Messenger RNA from Eublepharis macularius, 533 nucleotides. Its product is annotated as omwaprin-a-like. The record is from RefSeq and is a predicted model, not a curated record. NCBI's taxonomy places the organism in Eukaryota, Metazoa, Chordata, Lepidosauria, Squamata, Eublepharidae. The coding region runs from base 147 to 380 and encodes 77 amino acids. Gene Ontology annotation, cellular component: extracellular region. Gene Ontology annotation, molecular function: peptidase inhibitor activity. The transcript has 3 exons.
UCUUUGCCAACAAUGCAGGGUCCAGUUUUUCCCCUUGUCCGGCAUGUGUGUGACGGAAACUUUAUCAGCUUCCUCUAGCAUGGGAUAUAAAUCAGUCUGAGCACUCCAUCCAGGCACUCCAACCAAACACUCACAAGUGCUUCACCAUGAAGUCCGCCUGCCUCCUCCUCCUCCUCGCAGGUUCCCUCACUCUAUGGACCGUGGUGCCCUCUGCCUCUGCAAAAGGUGUGAAACCUGGACGGUGCCCUUUAUCUCCUCCUGCAAUCGUGGAACCUUGUGUCACAAAAUGCAAGAGUGACAUGGACUGCCCUGGGGAUCAAAAAUGCUGUAAUAUAAUGUGCUCCUGGCGCUGUGCAAAUCCUGAUAAAGGAAGACCAUGAGAGUGGGGGCAAGUGUGAUCCAGCCACAGCCUGUCUGAGUUGAAUUCCUGAGAUGUGGACCCAGGGACUGCUCUGAGCCCAGCACCUUCCUGUCCCUCUAGGCGUAGAUCUGCAUUCUUCCCCUUCUGCAAUAAAGUUAGCUACUCAUCUGCA